Paralichthys olivaceus (Japanese flounder) is the source of this 1473-nucleotide messenger RNA. Lineage: Eukaryota; Metazoa; Chordata; Actinopteri; Pleuronectiformes; Paralichthyidae. The record is from RefSeq and is a predicted model, not a curated record.
UUUACGGACAAACCAUUUCAGGAAAACCAAAAAUCAUCAUUAUUUAACAAAUUUCAAAGGCGAUGUCUUCCACGAUGUCUUCCACGAUGUCUUCCACAUUGUCUUCCACAUUGUCUUCUACAGUGUCAACAAACCCAAAGUUAAAUACAGUUAAUGUUGCGAAGAACGAUAUUAUAUACAACAAUACCUCGGGCUACGUGGUCAUGGACAUACAUGGUAAGGGGUGUUUUGGCAAAGUUGCCAAGUGUUUCAAUUUAGACACUGCCGAAAUAGUGGCAAUAAAAUGUCAAAUCGCGGAUGACGAAAUAGUCUCUAAGGAAUUGAAGAUUUUAAAAGCGAUCAGUGUCCUUGAUUCAGACAAAAAGAACAUUGUGAAAUUCCAAAACAGUUUUAAGCACAAACACCUCUCCUGUAUUGUCUUUGAAAUGCUAGACCUUAGCCUUCACGACCUGAUGCAAAAAAGGAACUGGUUGCCCCUGAGUCUCAAUGAAAUUCGCCCUGUGGUCCACCAGCUACUGGUCAGUCUAGAGGCUCUCAAAAGUCUUGGCAUCAUACAUGGAGACUUAAAAAUUGACAACGUAAUGCUUGUCAAUCACAAGGAUAAACCAUUCAAGAUCAGGCUGAUAGAUUUUGGUCUGGCCAUUCCAGCAAGUGACGUGAAAGUUGGAAUGCCGAUGCAGAAUCCUCUGUUCAGGGCUCCAGAAGUCAUGUUGGGCCUCCCCUUGACCGAAGCUGUUGAUAUCUGGUCACUGGGUUGCCUCAUGCUCUUUCUCUAUGUGACUGACAGCCCCUUCCCUCAUGAUUGUAUGUAUGGGUGGAUGAAAAAUUUGGUCGACCUGGUGGGUCAGCCAGCAGACCAUUUGCUGGCUGCUGGAAAAUACACCAAGUUGUUUUUCACAAAAAAAAAAAAAAUAGGGUGGAGACUGAUGACACCUGAGGAGUUCAAGAAGAAGCAUCAUCAAGAGCCAGAUGAAAGCAAGUCUGUUUAUAAUGCUUUUGAAAAGAAUUUAGAAAAAAAAACAGUAGCCGAACAGGAUCAGCUUGAGCAAAAGGAUAAGAUGGCAUUUUUUGACCUCCUGAAAUGUUGUCUGCAAGUUGAUGCUAAGCAGAGGAUUACUCCCAGUGAAGCCCUUAGACAUCAGUUUAUAACAUUGGUUCACAUGGUAGAUGAAAUGGAGACCAGCUCCUAUGCAAACACUGCCUUUGAGCUCAUGAUUGUUUCCCCAUUGGAUAAUUUGGAAGUGAGUUCCGUCAACACUGUAACAAAUGAAGAGUCAACCUCCAUUUUUUCAAGCACUGGAGCUGCAGCUGUCAUACCACCCGUGGAUGCUGAUUUUGUCAAGGCUGUCCCUUAUGAACCCUUUAUGAAGGGGCACUGCAGGGCCAGCAAGUUGUUCUGCAGGAUGGCAAAGCGAUUGCUUCAUCCAUUCAAACUCUGCAUGCAGAAGUCGAAAGAUGCUGAAUCCUGAAUGG